Raphanus sativus (radish) is the source of this 1096-nucleotide messenger RNA. RefSeq lists its product as uncharacterized. Lineage: Eukaryota; Viridiplantae; Streptophyta; Magnoliopsida; Brassicales; Brassicaceae. The transcript is spliced from 6 exons. Gene Ontology annotation, cellular component: signal recognition particle receptor complex. The record is from RefSeq and is a predicted model, not a curated record. Gene Ontology annotation, biological process: protein targeting to ER. Gene Ontology annotation, molecular function: GTP binding.
CUCUUUCUCUCUCUCUCUCUCUCGGACGCCUCUUCUUCAAACCUUUUCUUCUUCUUCGUUACCCAGCACCACCAUCACAUGUGCAGUGAUCAUUUGCAGUGUUUGUCUGUGAUCAUUUGCAGUGUGUUGUCUCGUCGCCUCUCUCCCUCUCUUUCCUAGACGACGAUGAUUCCUCUCUCUCUCGUGAUCUCUCCUGAUGAUCUCUCCUCGAAAUCAAUCUGUCUCGUCCAAGUCGAAAUCAAAGGGAAAUGGAGAAUUUGGAAGAUCUAAAAAUCAUGGUGGAGGAGUGGUCGAAUCAAGGAAUUGAGUAUCUUCAGAAGAUACCACCGACUCAUCUCUAUGCCACCGUUGGUGUUCUCUUGUUCACUACCAUUUUGCUCCUCUUAUCAAUUCGAUUGGCCAGGCGUACUAAAUUCAACACUGUGCUGCUUUCUGGGCUGAGUGGAAGUGGAAAGACUGUGCUCUUCUAUCAACUCCUUGAUGGAUCAUCGCAUCAGGGCACUGUAAAAUGUAGGUGUGUAUUCUCUGUGUGACAGAAAGGAAAAAUCAAGCAUGUUCAUCUUGUUGAUGUUCCUGGGCACUCUCGGCUUCGACCCAAGCUGGAAGAGUUCUUGCCCCAAGCAGCUGCUAUUGUCUUUGUUGUAGACGCCUUGGAGUUCAUCCAUAACUGUCGUGCAGCUUCAGAGUACUUAUACGACAUUCUGACCAACGCCAACGUUGUCAAGAAGAAGAUACCAGUCCUCCUUUGCUGUAACAAGACAGAUAAACUAACCGCACACACCAAGGAGUUCAUCAGGAAGCAGAUGGAGAAAGAAAUCGAGAAACUAAGGGCUUCGAGGAGUGCAGUAUCUACAGCUGACAUAGCCAAUGACUUCACCAUUGGGAUCGAAGGAGAAGUGUUCUCCUUCUCGCAUUGCAGUAACAAAGUCACUGUCGCUGAAGCGUCUGGACUCAAUGGAGAAACUUUUCAGGUCCAAGACUUCAUUCGAGAACACAUCAAGCCCUGAGUGAGAGCCCACACUCGACAUCCGUAGAUUGAAUCCUUAUCAUUAGGCUUCUUAGAGCAUCAUUAUCCCAAAACCCCUUAAGGGUCUCU